This is a messenger RNA of Platichthys flesus (European flounder), 1562 nucleotides long. It is a transcript of the gene prlhr2a, whose product is annotated as prolactin releasing hormone receptor 2a. The record is from RefSeq and is a predicted model, not a curated record. The transcript has 2 exons. Gene Ontology annotation, cellular component: plasma membrane; neuron projection. Gene Ontology annotation, biological process: G protein-coupled receptor signaling pathway. Bases 1 to 1101 code for a protein of 366 amino acids. NCBI's taxonomy places the organism in Eukaryota, Metazoa, Chordata, Actinopteri, Pleuronectiformes, Pleuronectidae. Gene Ontology annotation, molecular function: neuropeptide Y receptor activity; neuropeptide binding.
AUGGAGGGCAUAGGCAGCGGCUGGGCAGCUGAGCUCACCCCCCCAUGCGUGAUGCUGCAUGAUGUGAAUGGGAGCGACAGCGGUCAGGUCUUUGAGGUGGCGCUGCACAACAGCUCCUCCAAGCGCAGCCCCCAGUUUGUGGGCGUGGAGCUGCUGCAGUCAUUCAAGCCGCUCAUCAUCCCCUGCUACACCCUGGUGGCCCUGGUGGGGGUGUUCGGCAACUACCUGCUCCUCUACGUCAUCUGCUGCACCCGCAAGAUGCACAACGUCACCAACUUUUUCAUCGGGAACCUGGCCUUCUCCGACAUGCUGAUGUGUGCCACGUGCGUCCCCUUCACGCUGGCGUACGCCUUCAACCCCCACGGCUGGGUGUUCGGGCGCUUCAUGUGCUACCUGGUCUACCUCAUCCAGCCCGUGACGGUGUACGUGUCAGUCUUCACUCUCACUGCCAUAGGUGUGGACAGAUACUACGCCACAGUGCACCCUCUGAAAAAGCGCAUCUCGGUCUUGGCGUGCACCUACCUCCUCUCCGGGAUCUGGCUGCUGUCCUGCAGUCUGGUGGCCCCGGCUGUGGCUCACACCUACCACGUGGAGUUUACGACCGAGGGCUUCACCAUCUGCGAGGAGUUCUGGAUGGGCCAGGAGCGGGAGCGGCUGGCCUACGCCUACAGCACCCUCUUCAUCACCUACGUCCUGCCCCUCUCCGCGCUCUGCAUCUCGUACCUGUGCAUCUCUGUCAAGCUGCGGAACUGUGUCGUCCCCGGCCACCACACCCAGAGCCAGGCGGAGGCCCAGCGCUUGCGCAAACGCAAGACCUUCCGCCUGGUGAGCCUGGUGGUGGCGGCGUUCGGCAUUUGCUGGCUGCCCAUAAGCGUGUUCAACGUUCUGCGCGACAUUGACAUCGACCUGAUUGACAAGAGGUACUUUCUGCUCAUCCAGCUGCUCUGUCACCUGUGCGCCAUGAGCUCGUCCUGCUGUAACCCGUUCCUCUACGCCUGGCUGCACGACCGCUUCCGCUCCGAGCUGCGCAAGAUGUUCACGUGUCGCCGUCGCAUCGGCAUCUCGGCCAAUAACUGUGCCACAGCCAGCGUGGUUCUGUAAAGCUCUUGUGAGUUAGGAAGCUGUUGUUUGAGUCUUUGUUUCUUUGGAAAGACUUCAUUCUUCUCGUUCUGGAAACAUGCAAAUAAGAGAAUUAGACAUAAGACCGAUUCUCAACUUUCACCUAAACCAUCCACACUAAAUUUUACUUUGUAGUUUGCCAGAAUGCUGCUUGCAAAGAUGGAAAACAUGACAGCUGCCCAAAGGGGAAACUCACAUCUUGAUCACCAACUUGUGGUUGGCUGCAGUAUAGGUUACAAACUCGAACUCCUCCAUGUUAGAGAAUGGGACAUGGACCAAACUAAAAAGUCCAUGUCGAAUAAAGGUUUAUCAAAGGUGUUUUUUUGUCAUUUUAGGUAGAUUUAAGCACAGUAAAGUUUGUUCCAGUGUAAAUAUUUCCAGUACGCUUAGAAUUCAUUAGUUAUUUGAUGUUAUAAAAAUGGGGUGAAAUGUCAUGAUUGACG